AUGAGGAGAGAAUAUACCAAAAAGCAAUUCAAGAAUAAGUGGGAUGUGCUGAAAAAAGAGUAUGCUGUUUGGAAGACAUUAACCCAAAAGGCAUCAGGCAUUGGGUUUGAUCCUGUUACCAAGACUAUUGCGGCUAGUGAUGAAUGGUGGGCAAAUGAGAUACAGAGAAAUGAACUUGCCACCAAGUUUCGAUUUGCUCCACUAGAGGAUGAGAUCAAACUGGGAUGUGAAAUAGAUGCUACUUUUGUGACACCUAACAAAGCUAAAGGUCGAAAGAAGAGAUCAUGUCCUUAUUCACCUAGUCCUGCGAUGGUGCAAAAGAUUGCAAAAGAUAGUGAUGAUAGAAUGCAAUUUAAGCGUAUUGCUGACCUUUGGGAAAAGAGGGAGACUAGCCGCAAUUCGGCGACAUCUGAAAUGAAGGAGGAUCCUAUGAGAGAUGAGAUUAAGGAGAUGAAGGACAUGGUGGUGAAUGAUGGAGUCAAAUUUAUGUUCAUAUGA
Aegilops tauschii subsp. strangulata is the source of this 498-nucleotide messenger RNA. The record is from RefSeq and is a predicted model, not a curated record. NCBI's taxonomy places the organism in Eukaryota, Viridiplantae, Streptophyta, Magnoliopsida, Poales, Poaceae.